AUGGCGUGGAAGAAAGUAAAUAAGAUUGUAAAGAAGGAAUGCAGUUCUUCGAAACAAGAUGCACCGAAAAAAUCGAACAGGAGAUCGAAGUGCGUAGUUGAAGAUACUUGCAAGUUCUGCAAAGAGACCUCGUUGAGAGAAGAUGAUCAAAUGGUCAUCUGUGAACACUGCGAGGAUUUUAUUUGCAUCAGCUCGGUGUUCCUCAUCCCGUACACGAUAAUGCUGUUCCUCGCUGGACUGCCCAUGUUCUUCAUGGAGCUGGCGUUGGGCCAGUACGUGGGGUUGGGCCCCAAUAUGCUCUUCCAGAACAUGGCGCCGCUCUUUUCAGGUCUGGGUAUUGGGAUGCCCAUCGUUUCUUUCUACUGCUGCGUCUACUUCGGGGUGAUCAUGGCCUGGUCUAUCUACUACACCUUCAGCUCAUUCACGGCCGAACUGCCCUGGGGCUCCUGUGAUAACGACUUCAAUACGCCAGAAUGCGCGACGGUGGAAGACGUUCGCAUGUGCGAGGAGAACAGCACGUAUUACUACGACCACUCCUGCCUCUCCCUUGAAAAAAUUUGCGGCCUGGAGGGCUACGACACGUACAACGACACCUUAUGUUACGACGCUAACACUACGACUACCUUAACCCCCGGGGAAGCUGUUCAUAGGAUGUCGUCAUCCGAGGACUUUUACAAGAACGGGGUGCUGGGGGCUUUAGACCCAUUACCGUGCGUCGUGCUCACCGUCAUACUCGGGUUCGGCCUGACGCUGGACGGCGCCACGGAGGGCAUCCAGUUCUACUUCCUUCAGCCUAACGUUACGAAGCUCCUCGAGAUUGAGGUCUGGACCGACGCUUCUACUCAGAUAUUCUACUCCCUCGGCGUAGCUUUCGGCUCCCUCAUCACACUCUCAUCAUACAACAAGUUCAACACCAACUGCAUGAGAGACGCGCUGGUGGUUGCCACGUGCAACUGUCUCACGUCGGUCUACGCGGGCUUCGCGCUGUUCAGCGUGCUGGGCGCUCUGGCCCACGAGCUGGACGUCCCCGUGUCGGAGGUCGUCACGUCUGGGUCUGGACUGGCCUUCAUCGCAGCCUCAGCUGUGCUGAACAUGCCUCCGCCGCAGCUGUGGUCGAUCCUGUUCUUCGUCAUGUUCAUCACGAUAGGCCUGUCGUCGCAGUUUGCGAUGGUGGAGACCGUAAACACGGCGCUGUACGACCAGUGGCCGGCCCUGCGACGCCACAAGCUGGCCGUGUCGCUGGCAGUGUGCUCGCUCAUGUUCGCCCUAGGGUCGCCCAUGUGCCUCCAGGGCGGAGUGUACAUCUUCGAGCUCUUUAACCUAUACUCCACAGGCGUGUCCGUGCUCGUCCUCGCCUUUGUCGAGGUCAUACUUGUGCACUACAUCUACGGCCACAGGAAAAUACUGCAGCACAUACAGGAUGAGAUGGGCAUACACAUCCCACUGCUGCUCAGGGGUUACUGGCACAUCACGUGGCUGCUGCUCACUCCCGCGUCUGUCUUGCUGAUCCUGGCGCUGUCGCUGGUGUUCUGGGUGCCCGCAUACUGGGGAGACUACCUGCUACCACAAGUCGCGCAGAUCCUGGGCUGGCUGAUAUGCCUGUCCUCGGUGGUCUGGCUGCCCCUCAUGGCCCUCGUGGUGGUGUGCAAGCAAGAAUACACGGGUAUGGC
This is a messenger RNA of Hyalella azteca, 1670 nucleotides long. RefSeq names its product sodium- and chloride-dependent glycine transporter 2. The record is from RefSeq and is a predicted model, not a curated record. Gene Ontology annotation, biological process: sodium ion transmembrane transport. NCBI's taxonomy places the organism in Eukaryota, Metazoa, Arthropoda, Malacostraca, Amphipoda, Hyalellidae. Gene Ontology annotation, cellular component: membrane.